AUGCAAAGCUCAAUAGAAAAUGCAAGAGUGAACAAGGGAGAACUCCACAAUUUUAUCAACAAACAAGUUAGAUUUGUUGGAAAGGUAGUUUCAAUUGAAGGAGAAAUAGCAAUACUUGAAGCGCCAGAUGGUGGUACUGUCAAAUGUAAAACUGUGAGUCCACCACCAAGCACUUAUGUUGAAGUUAUUGCUCAAGUUAUGCCCGACUUAUCCCUGACUCAGACAGACUUUAUGUUUGAUUUGGGCGACUCACUGAACAUGGAUUUAGUUAAUGAGAGCAUUAAAAUUUCAUUCCAUCCCAAAUUGAGACAACAUUGGGAACCAGUUUCUAAUAUUGCUUAG
This is a messenger RNA of Cryptosporidium ubiquitum, 342 nucleotides long. Its product is annotated as replication protein A3. Gene Ontology annotation, molecular function: DNA binding. The record is from RefSeq and is a predicted model, not a curated record. Gene Ontology annotation, biological process: DNA recombination; DNA repair; DNA replication. Gene Ontology annotation, cellular component: nucleus. The transcript has 2 exons. The coding region runs from base 1 to 342 and encodes 113 amino acids. Lineage: Eukaryota; Apicomplexa; Conoidasida; Eucoccidiorida; Cryptosporidiidae.